AUGUCCGCAAGCGACUUGUUCACUGCAACGUCCUUGUUUUCCCUUGCCGGCGUUGCGGGAAUUGCGUUGACCGCUUCCACGGGUGCCAAGACCCUGCUGCCCAAGGAUGCGACCUCCAAGGACCGGUUCGUCUUCGUGUGGCUGGCCUUCGACGCACUGGUUCAUUUCCUAUACGAAGGCUCGUUCCUGUACUACUCUACCUUCGGGCGCCAGGUCAUCCUGAGCGAAGCCCCCCUUGCGGAGAUGUGGAUUCUCGGAACCGACGGUCGCGCUGGGCCGCUUUGCUGCUACAUUCUGAAGCAGCUUGUCUCUAAUGACCCUGCGAGGUAUUACUGGAUCGUGGUCUUGAGUACCUCCAUACAACUCGGUUGGAUGACCUUUUGCCCGGAAUGGCUUACCGGUAGCCCGAAUCUGAAUACCUCAAAUGCCCUCCAUUUGUGGUUCAUGAAUGUGAUCUCGGUCUUCAUACCGAUUUGGCUGAUGGUUGAUUCCUACUCUCAUAUUGCCGGGGCAGUGCGUGCUCAAGUUUCUACCAAGGCCAAGAGCGCGUAG
This is a messenger RNA of Guyanagaster necrorhizus, 552 nucleotides long. RefSeq lists its product as uncharacterized. The record is from RefSeq and is a predicted model, not a curated record. Gene Ontology annotation, molecular function: cholestenol delta-isomerase activity. Lineage: Eukaryota; Fungi; Basidiomycota; Agaricomycetes; Agaricales; Physalacriaceae. Gene Ontology annotation, biological process: sterol metabolic process. Gene Ontology annotation, cellular component: endoplasmic reticulum; membrane. Bases 1 to 552 code for a protein of 183 amino acids. The transcript has 7 exons.